CAGGGCAAUCUGGACCGCUUCCGUGCCCUGGCGGGUGACGACCCGCAUGACGACCUCUUCGCCUCCUACCCGGGGCUGGGGGGGCUGGGUGACCCCCACCCACACCCCCACCCCGCCGCCGCCUCCUCCUCCCUCAUCAUCACCACCACCCCCUACCCCACCUACGGCGAGCUGGCAGCCGCCCAGCCGCCCUCGUACGAGGACUCCGUGAUGUACGAACAGGCACCGCUGGGGCUGACUGCUGCGGCUGGGGGUGGUAUGGGUGGGGGUGGGGACCCGCUGUCAGGGGCGGGUGGGGACGAGCACCACCACCACCUGCAGCAGCACCACCAGCACCAGCAGCACCAGGCUGCGGGCCCACUGGCAGAUGCGGCUGGCGGGCCCAACGGCGCUGCUGCGUACGAGCGGCACGUGGGGCCGCUGGGGGCACCACUGGGGGCGCCACUGGGGGCGCUGCUGCCACUGCCACACCAGCAGCAG
Astrephomene gubernaculifera is the source of this 480-nucleotide messenger RNA. NCBI's taxonomy places the organism in Eukaryota, Viridiplantae, Chlorophyta, Chlorophyceae, Chlamydomonadales, Astrephomenaceae. The record is from the annotation of a GenBank genome assembly.